Molecule: messenger RNA, 1662 nt
Organism: Diutina rugosa
Lineage: Eukaryota; Fungi; Ascomycota; Pichiomycetes; Serinales; Debaryomycetaceae
Product: MFS transporter
Exons: 1
Coding region: 1-1662 (553 amino acids)
Biological process (GO): xenobiotic detoxification by transmembrane export across the plasma membrane
Cellular component (GO): membrane
Molecular function (GO): xenobiotic transmembrane transporter activity; fluconazole transmembrane transporter activity
Source: RefSeq, a predicted model, not a curated record
AUGUGGUACCAAUUUGUCCGCGACUCAUUUUAUGGCCGCUCGGUGUAUCAUCUCUCCCAGCAUAAAUACUUCUCAUACAAAGAAGAGCAACCAAAAUACGAAGUCGAACGCAAGUACCUCACCCAUGAGUACGCUCCUUCCAAAGCAUCGGUAACCAAUGAAGCUACAGGCCAAGUCUGCGACCUGCUGGACCUGCUGAUAGCGUGUGAGAAGAUUGCCUCAACCCCUCAAUCGCUGGUGAUUUUAGUAACGUGGGAUGGGGAUGAUGACCCCGAAAAUCCUCGUAACUGGCCGGUGAUGCAAAAGGCGUUUUUCGUCGUGCAAAUUGCAUUCCUUACCAUGUCGGUGUACAUGGCUCUGGCGAUAUACACCCCCGGUUAUGAUCAAAUCAUGGCCCAGUUCCAUGUCGGGUCAGUAGUGGCGACGUUACCCCUUACCCUUUUCGUCAUUGGCUACGGUGUCGGCCCCAUGUGGUUUCUGCCGAUGCUGGAAAACGCUCGCUUUGGCCGAACCCUGAUUUACAUCACAACAUUAUUCCUUUUCUUCAUUUUACAGAUUCCUACGGCUUUAGUGAAGAAUAUCGCCGGGUUGUGUAUUUUGCGGUUCCUCGCAGGGAUUUUUGCCCUGCCGGCACUUGCCACCGGUGGUGCAUCGGUGGCUGAUGUGUUACCGUUGGCGUGGAUGCCGGUGGGGCUUGCUACGUGGUCGAUGGGUGCAGUUGCUGGUCCCUCGUUAGGUCCUCUUAUUGGUUCAGCUUUAAUUGUCGCUGGUGGUUGGAGAUGGACGUUUUGGUUCAUGGCGAUUCUCCUGGGAUCGGCAUUGAUUGUAUUGACGUUUACAUUCCCUGAACUGUAUGACAAGACUUUGCUUGCUCGUAAGGCUAAACGGUUGAGAGCAAUCACGCAAAAUCCCAACAUUAAGCUGGUAGGCGAGAUUGAAAAUGAAGCGCUUACCACUCACCAGGUGCUUGUGGACACGUUGUGGCGUCCAAUUGAGAUCACGUUGUUGGAACCGGUGGUGUUGGCGGUGAACUUAUACAUUUCGCUCGUGUAUGCCAUCAUGUACUUGUGGUUCGAGGCGUUCCCCAUGGUGUUCGUUGAGGUAUUCCACUUCAAACUUGUGCCGAUGGGCACCACUUUCGUCGCAAUCAUUACUGGUAUUCUUUUGGGGGCAAUUAUUUACGUGUCUAUUAUCUACCACCUGUUCACUAAGAAAGAAUUAGCGGGAACUAAGGUCAGCCCCGAGGUGUUUAUGCCCAUUGCCAUUGCUGGCUCAAUAUUGAUGCCCGUUGGGAUCUUCAUCUUCGGCUGGACUGCGGCUCCUGACCUCCAUUGGAUGGGUCCUAUUAUGGGCGCUGCCACUUUCGCCAUGGGGGCUUUUUUCAUUUUCCAAACGUUGUUCAACUUUUUAGGGGCAUCGUUUGCAUCUGAGUACCUUGCUCUGGUGUUCGCCUCUAACGAUUUUGUGCGGUCUACCAUUGCCGGGGUAUUCCCAUUAUUCGCCAGACCCUUGUUCUUGAACUUGAAAACCAAGCGCUUCCUUGUAGGCUGGGGUCUGUCAGUGCUUGGUUUCAUCUGUGUGGGCAUGAUCGCCAUUCCCGUGACGUUUUUGCUAAUAGGGCCGAAGUUGAGAGCUCGCUCGAAGUAUGCGGCGAAGUGGUAG